AUGGUUACCCAAGGAGAGCCCCAGGUCCAGUUCAAACUUGUAUCGGUUGGUGACAGUGGUACUGGGAAAACGACCUUCGUGAAACGUCAUUUGACUGGUGAAUUUGAGCAGCGUAUAGCCACCUUAGGUGUUGAGGUUCAUCCCCUAGUAUUCCACACCAACAGAGGACCUAUUAAGUUCCAUGUAUGGGACACAGCCGGCCAGGACAAAUUCGGUGGACUGAGAGAUGGCUAUUAUAACCAAGCCCAGCGUGCCAUCACAAUGUUUGAUGUAACAUCAAGAGUUACUUACAAGAAUGUGUCUACCUGGCAUAGAGAUCAGGUACGAGUGUGUGAAAACAUCUCCAUCAUGUUGUGUGGCAACAAAGUGGAUAUUAAGAACAGGAAAGUGAAGGCAAAAUCCAUUGUCUUCCACCGAAGGAAGAAUCUUCAGUACUACGACAUUUCUGCCAAAAGUAACUACAACUUUGAAAAGCCCUUCCUCUGGCUUGCUAGGAAGCUCAUUGGAGACCCUAACUUGGAAUUUGUUGCCAUGUCUGCUCUCACCCCACCGGAGGUUGUCAUGGACCAGCUUUGGCAGUACAGUAUGAGCACGACUUAG
Chlorocebus sabaeus (green monkey) is the source of this 600-nucleotide messenger RNA. Its product is annotated as GTP-binding nuclear protein Ran-like. Gene Ontology annotation, molecular function: GTPase activity; GTP binding. The record is from RefSeq and is a predicted model, not a curated record. Gene Ontology annotation, cellular component: cytoplasm; nucleus. Gene Ontology annotation, biological process: ribosomal subunit export from nucleus; protein import into nucleus. NCBI's taxonomy places the organism in Eukaryota, Metazoa, Chordata, Mammalia, Primates, Cercopithecidae.